Messenger RNA from Cokeromyces recurvatus, 1652 nucleotides. RefSeq lists its product as uncharacterized. The transcript has a single exon. Lineage: Eukaryota; Fungi; Mucoromycota; Mucoromycetes; Mucorales; Mucoraceae. Bases 324 to 1199 code for a protein of 291 amino acids. The record is from RefSeq and is a predicted model, not a curated record.
UUGGGCAGUUUAGGGAGAUUACUACAAGAAGAGCUCUUAGCAAAAACAGAGCAAUGGACUGUUCCUAACAUAUUUAUCAAACAACAUCAUAUAGGUGGAUGUGAUGAUCUUCAUAGAUUACAUGCUUCUGGUGAACUUGUCAAACUACUCGAAUAAUAAUAUUUUAAAUUGUGCUAAAAAGAAUAAGAAUAAAAAUAAAUAAAAUUUUAAUAGAGCGAUUUCUUAUUAUUAUUUAUUAUACGUGCAUUUGCUUGUAUAUAAUAACUAUCCUUUCCCCCCCUUCUUUUUCUCUCUUCUCUUCUUCUUCUUCUUCCUUUUUAAUAAUGUCAUUUAUUUCUUCUUCUUCUAAUUACCAUGAUAUCAUACCAAAGAAGCGGUGGCUAAAGAUAAAUGAUGGUUCAUCACUUGUCCAUCCUCUUCAUAAAUCGCCUACUGAUAUACCUUCUUCUUCUGUAAAGCGCCUAUUUCCUUCACUUUCCAUGUUCAAUUUACCUUCUUCCAUGGUUUUAUCGCCUACAACCACUUUAUGUGAUACACCAUCACCAUCACCAUCGCCACCAUCGCCUCUAGAUCCUUCUUUUAUUCAAAAGCUUUUUUUAUCCUUAAGCAAAUCAUCUUCCAAUCCGUCAGAACAACAACAACAACAACAACAACAACAACAAGAGGUGACUACUACAGUACAACCAUUAGAGGCCGUACAAUUGUUGCUAGAGCGCCUAGAGGCCUGGUACUUACUCACAACACGUCUUUUACGUCAUUUUCAACGUUUAGCAAGUAUCGAGCGUUACAUAUCCAAGAUAUAUGAUCGUCGUUUUGUUUCACCACAUCAAGCCAAUAUCUUCACCACACAUCCAUUACUUGAUACUCACUUUGAUCCUUCCUUUAAGGGCGGUAUCCGUCAUCUUUGCCAUGCAUGGUAUCAACACCAUCUAGAUCGUAUCCAACAACAUACAGACUUGUCUCAUUUUUUAAAACAAGAGGCUAUCCCUGUCCUUCAAAAGAUAAAACGCGAUUUACGUCAAAUGAUGCGGUCCAUACGCACUGAUGAUCGCUUAUCCUCACAUACCCUUAAAAAACUUGAAUGUGAAGCGAAUCGACGAUUAGAUAAAUUAGAGCAACAGUUAAGAGCCUUUGAUGAGCAACCUCAUGAAUGCCACAUGAAACAAGACCCCUGGCUCAUGAAUGCAGGUAAUAGAUGAAUAUAGACAAAUGAAAACAAUAUAAAUAUGUAUAUGUGUAUACAUGUAACACUUUUUUUUUUUUUUCCCUUUUGCUUAUUAGGUGUAGUUAAACAAAUGAUCAAGGUCUAUUAUCAUCAAAAUAAAAUCUACGAAACUGUUUUACGCUUACAAGAUGAAACUCAAACACUUGAGGAACAAUGUCUUUCACAAUUUCAUCAAUUAUGUUAUCAUGUCACAGAUACUGUCUCUAGCGAUUGGGAAGACUUCUUUCAACGAUAUCAACAUCGUCUAUUAUCGCCUGUCUUUCAUAACCUUGACCAUCUUCAAUAUCAUCACCGUCUGUUGGAACCCUUAUUGGCCUCUCGUAUCGAACGUAAAACGUUUUGGGGAUGGCGUGAAUACAUGUAUGUAUUGACACCUGCUGGCUUCUUGCAUGAAUAUCAAUCACAAGCAACCUACCCAGCGAAACCA